This is a messenger RNA of Kalmanozyma brasiliensis GHG001, 1908 nucleotides long. Its product is annotated as Ovarian tumor, otubain. The transcript has a single exon. Bases 1 to 1908 code for a protein of 635 amino acids. Lineage: Eukaryota; Fungi; Basidiomycota; Ustilaginomycetes; Ustilaginales. Gene Ontology annotation, biological process: protein deubiquitination. Gene Ontology annotation, molecular function: cysteine-type deubiquitinase activity. The record is from RefSeq and is a predicted model, not a curated record.
AUGGGCAGGCCUCCGCGCAACGCCGCGGCGGGGCCCAGCCGACGCAGCGCGAGACCCGCCUCGACCAUCAAGAACGAACGCAUCACUCGCAGCAGCAGAUCCAAGAACAGCCAUGCACUUGACGACCCCGAACAAGUUGAACGCGAUCUCAACGCCCAGCUCAAGCGCAUGGGUCUCUACGCUGCCAACACCACUGGCGACGGCAACUGUCUCUUUCGCGCCCUCUCCGACCAGCUCUACGGUCACUCGUCCAGCCAUGCACAGCUACGUCAGGAAACCUGCGAUCAUCUCGCGGCGCGUCCUGAAAAGUUUGCCGGCUUUGUCGACGACAAGCCUUUUGACCAGUACGUUCGGCUGAUGCGCGAGAACGGCACCUAUGGCGGUCACUUGGAGCUUCAUGCCUUCGCCCAAAUGAAGCAGAAGCAGAUCAAGAUUGUGCAGCCCGGGCUGGUGUACGUUGUGGAAGACGUCGACGACUCGCCCGAAGCGAGACGCGCGAGAGAGCACAAGGAGCAAGAGCGAUUACGCGUUCAGAACACCAUCCAAGCCGGCACCGAGGGCGCCCCACUCACCGAACGGCAACGGCGCAGACAAAAGAGGGAGGACACCAAGCGGGACAAGAAAUCGUCGCAACUCAGUGCCACCGACGAAGCAUCCACAUCAGCGACAACCGCGGCAUCCACAUCAGCCACAGCAUCCGCAUCAGCAGAAGCACCGGCACCGACAGCGACAUCAUCAGAUCCAUCCAUAGCAGAGGCAAGCGACCUCGCAUCCAGCAGCCAAGCAUCGUCGUCGACACUCGCAUCGCCCCGAGAAGCGACAGCUUCCAGCUCGCCUGCCCAACCUGCAGAAGCAUACGGACCCUUGUACAUUGCCUACCACAAUUGGGAGCACUACAGCUCGAUCCGGAAUCUCGACGGCCCGCAUUCUGGCCUCCCACGCAUCAAAGAGCAGAUUAUUGCGGCGGCCGCCGGCUCCGCUGCCGCAGAUGAAGACAGCAAAGCUUCCGCCAAGGGUGCGUCCAAUCCCACGGAGCCAACCUUGGAGGAAAAGAUGGUGCUGCAGAGCGUCAGCGGCGAUCACGACCUCGACGAGAUUCGACAGCUGCUCAGCGAGAACGAAAACAAGUGGGAUCAGGUCGUAGAGCUCAUCCUUGAGAAGGAUGCUGCCAUCGAUGAGGAGGAAGCCGUCGGAGCCGAAUUGCAGGCCCUGCCCUCUUCUGGCGACCUUUCGACUGCGUCCAAUCGACUAGCUGUGCCACCGCCGCCACCGUUGCCGGAUCACAUGCGUCACUGGCGUGCCACUUCGCCUUCUUCCGUCGACACUUCGGCCACGCAUAGCAGCGGUGAGGGCGAUUCACCAUCCACCACCGCUACCACCGACGACGGCGGCGACGUCACAGCCUGCGCUUCCCCCGACGCAUCGAGCCUUUCGCGUGGCAGCACACCUGGCGUCGAGAGGCUCAGCAGCAAGCGGGCCGCCUCGUCCGAUGCCAUGACCAUGAGCAUGAUCCGCAGUCCCAAGCGUCGUUCGCAGAGCAGAUCGCCCGAGUUUGACGCCGAAGCAGAGUCGCAAUCCGGCAAGACGGAAGCGACCACGGCCGCAUCGCAAGCUGCUGCCGAGCCUCGCGACGACGAACCAGAGACCUACGAGAUCAUCAAGCGCGGGCGAGGACGUCCACGCAAGGACGGUCUUCCGAACAAGUCGACCAUCGUACGUCGCGUUCCGACGGCGCGAGAAAAGCGCGACGCAGCUCAAGCACGCAAACGCGAGCGCCAGCUCGAGAAAGUCACUCGAUCUCGUGAAGCAGCCAAGGCCAAUUCCAAGACGGAUAAAGGCGGUGCAGCGGCAACGACCAACCGUCCUUCGCCCGCCGAAGUGUGCGGCUUUCGCGAGCUCAAGAUCUGA